This is a messenger RNA of Pyricularia oryzae 70-15, 1979 nucleotides long. RefSeq lists its product as uncharacterized. The transcript has a single exon. Lineage: Eukaryota; Fungi; Ascomycota; Sordariomycetes; Magnaporthales; Pyriculariaceae. The record is from RefSeq and is a predicted model, not a curated record. Bases 120 to 1934 code for a protein of 604 amino acids.
GAAAUAUAAAUACCGAUCUCGUGUAACCACCAACUUGUGUAACCAUGUCUAAUCCAUUGUUACACAGAAAUAUCUUACCCAAUUCGAACUAGACCUAGUACUCCCUCCCACCGGACACAAUGUGGCUCAUCAACACCCAGACCUUGGCACUCGAGUACUUUUCCAGUCACAACAAGGUUCCCUAUGCCAUCCUCUCGCACACAUGGGAAGAGGAAGAAGUCACAUUUCAAGAGUUCCACAGUCUGGACACAGCGAGGUCCAGGAAAGGGUUUGCCAAGAUCGCCAAGACUUGCUCCAUCGCCAAAGACCAGGGCCUUGGGUACGCCUGGGUCGACACCUGCUGCAUCGACAAGGAGAACAGCGCAGAGCUUUCAGAGGCCAUAAACUCCAUGUUCAAGUGGUACACGAAAGCAAAAGUCUGUCUCGUCUUUCUAUCCGACCUAGCCCAGGAACAUGGGAGCGACUGGGCUUCCUGCCGCUGGUUCACCAGGGGCUGGACUCUCCAGGAGCUCAUAGCGCCCUCCAAUGUCGACUUUUACGACGCCAUUUGGAACUUCAAAGGUACCAAGAAAGGCUUGUUGGAUCUCUUGUCUUCGAUAACCGGCAUAGAUGACACAAUCCUGUCGGGAGAGACGAGACUGUCCGAAUUGCCCGUUGCCAGAAAGAUGUCGUGGGCAGCCACAAGACGAACCAGCCGAGAUGAGGAUAUUGCAUACUGCCUGAUGGGUCUGUUCGACCUCAACAUGCCACUGCUAUACGGCGAAGGUCAGAAAGCCUUUAUAAGGCUGCAGGAGCAGAUUUUACAUGAGACGCGCGAUCUCAGCCUUCUUGCCUGGACCGCUCAAGACCAGCCGCACCCGUACGAGGACUAUGAAGACGGCGAUGACACAUCCCAACAGUUCCGAGGCAUUUUUGCCAGUUCUCCAGUUGAAUUCUCUGCAUGUGGGAGAAUUAUAUCUCCGCUGUACCCUCACCUGGAACCGAUGAACGAGGAAUUAACCAUCACGACUAAAGCGUUGAGGGCUAACUGGCCUCUGAAUUGUCACGUCAAUCUGCUCGAAAGGAGUGUGAUUUUGAAUGCCAACACAGAGACACAGCCGACGCAACGGUGGAUGGACAGGACGCCGAGAAACUUUGUGCUGAGCUUGAGAUGUAUGGAUAGCGACUUGAUGGACAAGAUGAGCUUGAGCCCAACGAUCGUCAUCCUCCUUAGACCGACCAGCAAGGGCCACGUCCGAACAGGGUUCCGAAAGACGUACUACAUGUACAACACAACUGUGAGAGAGAGACAACAAGAGGUCUACUUCAGCGCCCCGACACAUAUCAGUCCUUUCCUGUCGCGCGAGAUCUGCUCGCAGUACACCGGAAGCUUGUGGCUCCCCGACCCGACGUGCAACACCGAUCCUUGGCUCCUGGAGGCGUUUGUGCCGCCCGAGCUGCACGACCCGGCCAACAGCGUCUUCUAUUUAGACGGCAGGCCCGAACCCUUUCGGAUUUACCUGAACUUCAGCCUCAAGCAUCCUUUGUCGGACCGGGAAACAAGCCCCUACGACUUUCUGUUGGUGCUGAUGGUGCAGAGUCGCGGAGACAAAAAAGCCGUCGGUGACCGCGAUCUGAGGUUGGCAUUUUCCUCCGCCUUCGUUCCUGAUACGUGGGACCUGUACCACGAAAUGCUGGGCUUGCUGCGGCGGCCGCGCCAGCGGGCCAUUGGCCAUUUAGCCUUGGGCCAGCUGGCUUUCUCCAGCCUGCCAGUCAGGUACAAAGUGGAGUCAACACACGCCGCCCAAGCGGGUGAGUUGCUCCUCGACAUAGUCAGAGUUCCAUUGGACGGAUUCAAGCUAGUGGACAGGCCGACCAAAGGUGAUUACUUGUAUUCGAUCAAACUCGAAUGGAAGCCUGCGUCUCGAGAGGGACUGGGUCUUUUGUCUCAAUGAAGAUGAGCAAACAUAAUGACAAUCUCCUUGUGUUUUUCUGCGAGU